ACACUGCAAUCACAAGUUCAUUAUUUUGCCGCGAACAGGCGUAUUGUUUAUUUGAUUAAGGAGCCCAAUUUGUUGCACAAAAUGGCUUUCAAUGCCACCGGUGAUUGCCAGAUUGUGUUGCAAACCUAUAAGUAUAAAAAGCAACACAUCAUCUGCCGCACCAAAGUGCUACCGAGCCUUGUCACCCACUUUGGCAAGAAAUCAAAUGACUAUCACUGGAUGACGCCUGCCAGCUGGACUAACAUUGAAAGUGGCUUGUGGGGCCUGUUCGAGAAGGAGCAGGACACUGUUCAAAGCGUGCAUGCGGAGCUCCUCAUAGAGCACAUCAAAGUGCGUGUCGAUUCCACGGAAAAUCGGCAUUCAUAUUCCCAGAAACUGUUACCUGGAGUUACAAUGUCGGAAAAUGAUCUGUAUCUGAAUGUACAGCUGGAAUAUGUGCCGCAAGAGGCUACUACCACUAUAGGAAAGGGAAUCGACAGCACCAGCAAAGGCCGCGAUGUCGCCACUUCGAAAGCCAGGUGUGUGUGAAUCAAAAACAAAAACUCCAAAUGUGAUGUGCACACUUCUUUCAUUCACACUUCUUACAGCGACCAUGAAGCGCACAAAUAUAAACAUAAAAGCUCCAGACACGGCCAUGGUUCUCGUGAAAGGAAACAAACCAAACAGACGCAUAUUUCACGUUCAGUGUUCAAUGCUCGGAGGUCCACUUCAGAAGAAUCUGAGAAAGAAAAAUCCUCGAAGCGCAGUCGCUCUUCACGUGAAAAAAAACCAACCAAACGGACGCAUAGUUCACGUUCAAUUGACAAACAGGCAGAACGAACUCGGGAGACGGGCAAAUCUCCCAACAAAAUGCACAGCGCUCCGAAAUCUAUUGCACAAUAUUUU
This is a messenger RNA of Drosophila obscura, 885 nucleotides long. RefSeq lists its product as uncharacterized. NCBI's taxonomy places the organism in Eukaryota, Metazoa, Arthropoda, Insecta, Diptera, Drosophilidae. The coding region runs from base 82 to 528 and encodes 148 amino acids. The transcript has 3 exons. The record is from RefSeq and is a predicted model, not a curated record.